Penicillium subrubescens is the source of this 1002-nucleotide messenger RNA. RefSeq names its product putative mitochondrial carrier protein. Gene Ontology annotation, biological process: glycine import into mitochondrion. The record is from RefSeq and is a predicted model, not a curated record. Bases 1 to 1002 code for a protein of 333 amino acids. Gene Ontology annotation, molecular function: glycine transmembrane transporter activity. NCBI's taxonomy places the organism in Eukaryota, Fungi, Ascomycota, Eurotiomycetes, Eurotiales, Aspergillaceae. Gene Ontology annotation, cellular component: mitochondrion; mitochondrial inner membrane. The transcript is spliced from 2 exons.
AUGUCGAAUAACAGCGCCUAUGCGGUGCCGCCCGUGAAGAAGACUACUACAUCCACAUCAUCCAAAACAGUCUUCCACUUCGCCGCCGGCCUCUGCUCAGGUCUCACCUCCUCCAUCCUCCUCCAACCAGCCGAUCUUCUCAAAACCCGUGUCCAGCAAUCCGGGAAAGCCAACGCCCUCCUCCCAACCCUCAAAGCCAUUCUCUCCUCUCCAAAUCCUAUACGCAGUCUAUGGCGUGGCACACUUCCCUCCGCCCUUCGCACGGGCUUCGGCUCUGCCCUCUACUUCACCAGUCUGAAUGCACUCCGCCAGACGAUCGCACAGACCAACCCUCCGCUCGUCCUGUCAAACACAUCAACAACCAGCACCUCCUCCUCCGCUCUUCCAAAACUCUCAAAUACAGCCAACUUGGCCACGGGUGCCGUCGCUCGUGUCGCCGCGGGAUUCGUAAUGAUGCCCGUCACCGUGCUCAAGGUGCGCUAUGAGUCAGACUACUACGCCUACCGAAGUCUCUGGGGCGCUGGCCGCGAUAUCGUACGCACCGAGGGCAUGCGCGGUCUAUUUGCGGGCUUUGGCGCCACAGCGGCCCGAGACGCCCCAUACGCCGGCCUCUAUGUGCUUCUCUACGAGCAGUUAAAACGGCGUCUUGCCACCAUGACCACAACCGGGUCAACCAACCCCGACGGGACCCCUCUGGCAGGCGUGUCCUCGUCGUCUAUCAACUUCGUCUCCGGUGCCUCGGCAGCCGGUCUAGCCACCGCUAUCACAAACCCUUUCGACGCCGUCAAAACGCGGCUGCAACUAAUGCCCGCCAAAUACGGCAACAUGGUCCGGGCAGUGCGCUUAAUGAUUCACGAGGACGGCAUGCGCAGUCUCUUUGGUGGUCUAGGUCUGCGCAUGGCUCGAAAGGCAUUAAGUUCUGCACUGGCCUGGACGGUAUACGAGGAACUUAUCCUCCACGCUGAGAAGCGUUGGGCCGCGAAUCACCAAAUGAGCUUGUAG